Molecule: messenger RNA, 1066 nt
Organism: Hypoxylon fragiforme
Lineage: Eukaryota; Fungi; Ascomycota; Sordariomycetes; Xylariales; Hypoxylaceae
Exons: 2
Coding region: 312-875 (187 amino acids)
Source: RefSeq, a predicted model, not a curated record
CAUCAAAAUGUUAUCUUUAAGCAUACCCCAACUAACUGCAUAGUAGGUACUACCACUAUCACUACUACUACGGGUACACACUAAUUUAUUAACUACUGCUUCCAUCCACCUUACAAAAAAAUCUAUACACCACGACCACUAUCGCCACCACAAUUACUCGUGAUAGACACUUCCAAGUAUACCUAAUCAUACAAAUCAACUCACAACAACACUUGCUUAGUAAAUACUAAGUAUUUCAAGUGAUUCAUCUUCUCUUUAUAUCUAGCCUACCUUCCCUUCUAUUGGCCACACAAGCACCUAUAUUCAAGACAAUGUUACGGCAUUCCGUUUCGCAAGUCUUUGGUUUCAAUCACCCAGCUUUAUCUGCACGUGGUGAUGACGACAUGCCACAACAACCUCGGCCUUUCGACAUAACAACAACCCCAUCACCAUCCUCCUCCUCCGUAUCUGUAUCAUUUGGAUCCGGAGCUCAACCACGGACCCAACUUCCCAGCUCUAGCAACAAUAAUAAUAAUAAUAAUAAUAACGCCAUACCACCACCCAAUGCCUCCUCGGCUCUAACCCAGGAACCCCUUCUUCUUCCUCUUCUUCCCCCAUUGCCCUCUGAUUUCCCAGAGCCCAUCAUGCCAGUCACGCAACCACCUCUACCGCGCCGCAGUAUCGCGGGGAGUCAUGCCCCAAUGACCACCAACGCCGCAUCACUGCAAGCAAGGCAGCCGCGAGACGCAUCCAAUCUGCACCCCGUCUUCUUCACCGAGAGGCUGCUGCGGAGAUCAGCGCUGGCGGUAGAUGCGGCGAGCACGACGAACCCGGCGGCGCACGGGUACGUGUAUCAAGGAGCGCGAUGGGGAGACGCUAUUCCGGCCAUGUUAUGAGGUUACGUUGUUAUGAUUUCGGCGUUGGGUUGGCUGGGUGCCUAUUGAUCAAUGAAAAAGUUCACUAUGUCUAGGUGUCUUACUGUACAUGUAUGUACAUGAAAUACUACGCGCGAAAGGAAUAUUAAAGAUUAGACAAUUUGAGAUUGUAGCACGUAAAGCGAUUAAGCCAUAAUAUAAGACUGAAAAAG